Spinacia oleracea (spinach) is the source of this 2355-nucleotide messenger RNA. Its product is annotated as DEAD-box ATP-dependent RNA helicase 39. NCBI's taxonomy places the organism in Eukaryota, Viridiplantae, Streptophyta, Magnoliopsida, Caryophyllales, Amaranthaceae. The coding region runs from base 16 to 2211 and encodes 731 amino acids. The transcript has 9 exons. The record is from RefSeq and is a predicted model, not a curated record. Gene Ontology annotation, molecular function: ATP binding; RNA helicase activity; nucleic acid binding.
UUAGAUCUUCCUCACAUGUUGUGCCUAGGAGUAGGAAGGGUAAAAAAAGAAGCAGAAGCUAAAGCUCCCUUUAUCAUCAUCUAUAGCGGGGGCAUUCACUCCUCCAAUCUUCAAUCUGCAAACGAGGAAAGAACCAUGGGAGGAACAGGAAGAAGCAUCCUCACACUUUCUCUCUCCUCAAACCUAAUAUCUCAUUCCAUAUUCUCAUUAUCAUCUAAACAUUGCUCCUCCUUUAGCAAACUUACUUUCCCUCCAAGGGUUUUACUAGGGUUUAGGCCCCUCUGUUCUUCUUCAUCCAUCGCCACUUUUGAAGCAGCAGAAGAACUCUCUAACCCCACCAAACAAUCAGUCCUCCUUGAAAAAUUGAGGGUUAGACACCUCAAAGAUGUCCCUAAAUCCUCAGAAAUCAAAACCCCAUCUGCAAAAUCAGCUUCAAGAUUGGUUAAUAAUGGUGAAUUUGAAGAGGGUUUUAGCAAAAAUUCAAAGAAAAAGGGGGGUGGUGCUCAUACUUUGGCUUCAAAUUUUGGUGAGUUGGGUUUGAAUGAAGAAGUAAUUGCUGCUUUGGAGGAAAUGGGUAUUUCAGCUCCUACUGAAAUUCAGUGUAUUGGUAUACCUGCUGUUCUUGAGGGGGGUAGUGUGGUAUUGGGGUCUCAUACUGGUUCUGGCAAGACUUUGGCUUAUAUGUUGCCCAUUGUUCAGCUAUUGAGGCGGGAUGAAGAAAUCUCGGGCAUCCGAAUAAAACCCAGGCGUCCACGAGCUAUUGUCCUUAGCCCAACAAGAGAGCUUUCUGAACAGGUCUUUCGUGUGGCAAAGUGUAUCAGUCAUCAUGCACGAUUCAGGUCUACUAUGGUAAGUGGUGGUGGUCGGUUACGACCCCAAGAAGAUUCACUUAAUGUCCCCAUAGACAUGGUAGUUGGCACCCCAGGAAGGAUUUUACAACAUAUUGAAGAUGGGAAUAUGGUCUAUGGUGAUAUCAAAUAUGUGGUUUUGGAUGAGGCAGAUACCAUGUUUGAUCAUGGGUUCGGUCCUGAUAUUCGUAAAUUUCUUGCCCCACUCAAGAAUCGUGCAGCAAAACCUAAUGACCCUGGGUUUCAAACUGUCUUGGUAGCUGCAACAAUGACGAAGGCAGUUCAAGAUCUGGUUGAUGAGGAGUUCCAAGGCAUUAUACAUUUGCGCACUUCAACACUGCACAAAAAGGUUGCAUCUGCUCGACAUGAUUUUAUAAGACUUACAGGAGCAGAAAACAAGCUGGAAGCAUUGUUACAGGUUCUUGAACCUAGCUUAUCCAAAGGAAAUAAAGUCAUGGUCUUCUGUAAUACUUUGGAUUCAAGUCGUGCCGCAGAUCACUUCCUUCGUGAAAACCAAAUCUACACAGUUAAUUAUCAUGGAGAAGUCCCAGCAGAGCAAAGGGUUGAGAAUCUCAAAAAGUUUAAAGAUGAAGAUGGUGAUUGUCCCACUUUGGUCUGCACUGAUCUAGCUGCUAGGGGACUGGACUUGGAUGUGGACCAUGUUAUCAUGUUUGACUUCCCUAGGAAUUCUGUUGAUUAUCUCCAUCGCACUGGAAGAACUGCACGUAUGGGUGCAAAAGGAAAAGUAACCAGUUUGGUUGCUAAAAGGGACGUGCCAUUGGCCACGCGUAUCGAGGAUGCUAUCAAUAAAAACGAGAGCUUGGAAUGUCUGAGUGUAGAUAGUGUAAGGAGGGAUAUUGCAAGGACGCGUAUUAGUCAACAGCUAGGAAGUAAUAUGAAGGUGAUUAGGACUUCUGCUUUGAAAAGGAGUGGCAGAGCUGAUCCAGCAAAAGCUGGAUACAACAGUGGUAGAGCUGUUUCAGCAAAGCCUGGAGGUCGAGGUCGAGGUCGAGGUCAAGGUCAAGGUCAAGGUCCUGGCAGAAGCAGCAGUAGUACAAGUGUUUCAGCAGUUGUACCUGGAAAAAGCAGUGGAAGACCUGCUUCAGUGAAAUCAACAGGUAAAAAACUAGCUACUCAGGCAACUGCAAGGAAAUCCUCCAGUGGAAAAGCAGUUACUGGAAAAUAUGGAAAAGCAAUUGAUCAGCCGAAACCAAAAUCUGGAAAGAUGGUGAGCCAGUUUAAACCUACAAAGAAAUCUUUCAAGGCCCCAAAAUUUACAACUGCCAGUACCACUAAGAGACCUUCCAAAAUCAGUGUUGUCGGAUUCCGUGGACGAACUUCUUCUUCGGUUACAAAAAGUUAACUUGAAUUUUUCAUUGUUUGGUAAAUUUGGGUUAUAUGUAAAUUAGAAGAAUUAUCGUCAUUUGUUGUGGGUUUUGCAACGUUUUUGUAGAAACUUGCUAUAUGAUAAUGGGUUUCAAUCGAUAUUAUAAAUUAUGCUUUUGUA